AGGUAAUAAACGAUUUUCUCUGUCUGCUCUUCUCUUUGUUUCAGUGCUGCCGAGUCAUACAUGUGGCACCCCUGGUCUCAUUCCAAAUGGAGUCAUUCAUGGCUCGCGGUACAACAUGGGGGAUAAAAUCCGAUACAGCUGUGAGUCAGGGUUUGUAUUGGAAGGACACAGUAUCCUCACAUGCAUCGUAUCGCCUGGAAGUGGAGCACAAUGGGACUUCCCAUCGCCUUUUUGCAGAGCCGAGGGAGCGUGUGGCGGUACGUUACGAGGCACCGCGGGUUCAAUAACCAGCCCUGGAUACCCAGCAGAGUACGACAACAACCUGGACUGUACGUGGUCAAUCCUUGCUGAGCCCGGGGACACCAUAGCUCUCGUCUUCAAUGACUUCUUAUUAGAGGACAAAUAUGAUUUCCUGGAAAUCAGCGGGACAGAAGCACCAAGCAUAUGGUAA
Pundamilia nyererei is the source of this 451-nucleotide messenger RNA. RefSeq names its product CUB and Sushi multiple domains 1a (gene csmd1a). The annotation marks the transcript as partial. The record is from RefSeq and is a predicted model, not a curated record. Lineage: Eukaryota; Metazoa; Chordata; Actinopteri; Cichliformes; Cichlidae. The transcript is spliced from 2 exons.